Messenger RNA from Andrographis paniculata, 750 nucleotides. Its product is annotated as non-specific lipid-transfer protein 1-like. Gene Ontology annotation, cellular component: membrane. The coding region runs from base 76 to 465 and encodes 129 amino acids. Lineage: Eukaryota; Viridiplantae; Streptophyta; Magnoliopsida; Lamiales; Acanthaceae. The transcript is spliced from 2 exons. Gene Ontology annotation, biological process: lipid transport. The record is from RefSeq and is a predicted model, not a curated record. Gene Ontology annotation, molecular function: lipid binding.
AAGCAAUCAAUUAAUCACAGUUGAACGAACAACGUUACUUAAUCGGUCCAUCAAAAUCUAAUUCAAUUAAAGAGAAUGGCGAAAGGUGCAUCUGUGAUGAGGGUGAGCUUAUUGGUCAUGAUCAUGAUCAUGCUGCUGCUUUGUUCUGCUGCUGCUGCUGCUGCUGCGAAGAAAGGAGGUGGAGGGGGGCUGAGCUGCAAGACGGUGGUGGACCGGCUGAUGCCGUGCAAGGAGCACCUGACCAAGGGCGGGAGCGUGCCGUCCAAGUGCUGCAGCAGCAUGAAAGCCCUGCAGCGGCAGGCCAACACCAAGUCGGCCCGGCAGACGGCGUGCCAGUGCCUCAAGCUCUCCGCCAAGGCCUACAAAGUCAACGAGAAGUACGCCGCCGCCCUGCCCUCCGCCUGCAACAUCAACAACAUCGGAUACGCCAUCAGCUACUCCACCGACUGCAACCGCGUCAAAUGAUAUAUAUAUGCAUGCAUGGGGAUAUAUAAUAAUGUACGUACGUAUAGUGGGCAGCCACGUCGACGUCGAUGGGAUGAGCGAGCUGCUUGCUAGCUAGCUAGCUACCUACCUAGGAAAUUAAGAGCCGGUUCGAAUCGAGUAUGUUCGAUCGGAUAAUUAAUUAUAUUAUAUUCACAAUAAACAGUGCAGUGCAGUGCAGUGCAGUGCUACUUAAUUGAUCUGCCUAUAUACAUACAUACAUACAUACAUAAAUAUAUAUAUAUAUAUAUCAUAUCUUUGAGAGAC